This is a messenger RNA of Condylostylus longicornis, 1415 nucleotides long. RefSeq lists its product as uncharacterized. NCBI's taxonomy places the organism in Eukaryota, Metazoa, Arthropoda, Insecta, Diptera, Dolichopodidae. Bases 144 to 1076 code for a protein of 310 amino acids. The record is from RefSeq and is a predicted model, not a curated record. The transcript has 4 exons.
GUCCUAAAGUGUUUUAAUAAAAAUUUACUCUUUAACAAGAAAAAAUUUUGCCUAUUUUUUUAGUUUUUUCCUCUUCCUGCACAAAAGUGUAAAAAAGAAGAAGAAUAAUUUUCUUAUUACAAAAAUUAAUAAAUCUUUUGGAUAUGGUAGCAUGCAUAGGAGAUUGCAGUGCAGUUGGGCCACCACCUGACAUGAUAUUAUCAAUGCCUCCACCACCACUUCCAUCAUUUUUGUUACCAAGGAGUGCUAUUGUUGCUUUAUCAAAUAAUGAUUCACAACCAUGCUUUGCUGCAUUUAUGUGUGAACCAAAUCCUCGUCCCCGCGAAAGUGGUAUCGAAUUAAUUGAAUUAACUGGAAAAGGACAAAUUGCAUUAGAAGAUUCUUGGCUUUUUAUAUUAGUUUCAUGUUGUGUUGGUGUUUUAUUAUUGGGAGCAUUAUUAGCUUUUGUUUUAAUGAAAUGUCGAGAUUAUAAUUAUUCUUAUCAAGAAACAAAUAUUAAACAAACAACUAUGCAAGCCCUUGGAGAACCAUCUAAAUCAAAUCCGUUCUUAUCUGGUGGUAUGCUAUAUCCAUGUACAACUAAUAAUCGUGAAACAAUUCAACAUCAAAUGGCCAAUGAUAAUCGUUUGUUAUGGGCAACAUUAACACCACAUGGAACAAGACAUUUUGUACAAGAUUUUCCAUUAGGACAAGAUGGAAAUUACGAAAUUGUUGAUUAUAAACCAAAAUGUCAUACUAUGGGUCGAGAACAAGUAGUAAAGAGAACUCCAAUAAAGUCAUUUGAUAAUAACGGUUUUGUUGACUAUGAUUAUGAAGAUCCAACACCAUUAAUGGAUUCUUAUCACGAUGAUUUAGACUCAGGAUAUCAGGAGCCGCAUGAAGUAAUUGGUACAUUAACAAGAUGCUCACCAAGACCUCUGGUAUCUUCUCCAACACGUAUUGAAAAUCCUAACAUACCACCAUUAAAUAUAAAUCCUCAUCAACAACGUUCUAAUCAAAUGACAGGAACAUUAAAUAAGAAAGGAACAUUGAGUCGCCGUAUAAGCGAUGCGUCAUCAUAUGGCGCUCCUAUGUAAAAUUAAUUAUAUAAAUUCUUAAAAAUAUUAUAUGCAUAAAUAUUAGCUUCAAGUAAAUUAAUAUAAAUUAAUAUUAUAAAAAUUAUAAUAUAAAAAUCUUUAAUGUUCCAUAUUUUUUAAGAAUAUUGAAUUGCAAUUCAAUUUGUUUUUUUUGUUUUAAUUUUCUACUUUAUUUGUUUUUUUUUUUUGUAUUAUUAUGUUGUAGAAUAUUGUGUAAAUGUAUAUUAUUAAUUUUACUUAAUAUUAAUAAGAAAUUAAAUUUAAGAUAUAUUUUUAUUAAUAAUUUUAAUUAAAAUAAGUAAAUUUUAAACUUUUACCUUUAAGUAAAUAUUAUUUUUG